UAAGACUCAAACACCUGUGGCGUCCACCCAAUCAAUGGCGUCGACGCCCAAAACGGUCGCAUGUCAAUUCGUGCGACCUGAACCGUGGUGAUGACGCAGCUGACAACUAAAGACAGUCUCUUUCCCAUGCAUGCGGGUAUGCAUUUCGUUGACCGAAUUCCACUGCGGUCAGCUAGGGCGCUGAAACUGUCAAAGAACGGUGACGAGGACGUAUCAAGAAUAUAGCCAGGUGUGACAGGCACUUCAUUGUUGAAGCCUCCACAUAUCACCUACGCUAUAUGAACAGUGCAGCACUACCGUUUGACGAUGCUUUCAAGUCAUUUGUCGUCUUUUCCCUUGCUGUCACUUGACGUGAACGCAGGUCUGAUUUCGAUUCGGAGUUACGAAGCUUUCGUGGACGCAACUUACAUCCACAUCGAACAUGCCAGGCCUCGAAUCCAUGCGUCGGCGGCUCUCCAGCAUCGCCAAACCCACCCCAGGACCCACGACUCCCCCUUCGCACACACAAACAGACAAGCGCCUCCUCGACCCCGACUUCUUCAACAUUGACGCCGAAGACCUAACAUGGUUCCACAAAGUCAACCUCGCCGUGCGCCGCGACAUAGGCAAACUGAUCCUCGCGCACGACUACAUGCACAUCCAGCGCGUUACCGUUGCAGCUUAUCAGCUCUACCAAACCGAUGCCUCGCAAGUCUGGGCGCAUGGCGUCGACUACCGUACUGUGAUCGUCGCAGCGAUGGUGUCCUCGCUCGGUGCGGUGCUGUAUGCCAAAGACCAUGCCGAGAAUCUGAAAGGCUUUGGCCCAAGUACAUCGGAUAGUCCGGAUGUGGUGCAGAAUAUCCAUCAUGAACUACUCUUCGACUUCCUCCGGCGCCUGGACUGUCCGCCCGAUGUUGCCGGCCCGGCGGCGCUGAUGGCAAGCCUGAUCAGUUUCACGCAAGAGUGCAGGGAUAGGGAGAAGAUCAAAGAUAGUUGCGAAGCGUAUCCAGCGCUACGGUUUGUGCAGGAUGCUGUCAGGCUGGAUGAGCUGGGGUGCGUGGGCAUUGCGAGGCUGGGCACCAUGAGCAAGACGACGAUUCUUGAGGCAGUGAACAGGAUGGAUACCAGACUUUGUCAUUACGUGGAGUUGAUGAAGACAAAGACAGGCAGGAAGGAGGCAGAGAGGAGGUGGGCGCAGAUGUUGGAGUUCAGGGAGGGGUUGCUGCUUCAGGUUGAUUGUUCUGUUGGUCUCGAGGCGGGCCGGAGAAAGUCGUCUUGAGGAAUUCUGUACAUGGUGUCGUUUUGCAUCUUUCCUUGACAACUUCUUCACAAGCAAAUACA
Molecule: messenger RNA, 1320 nt
Organism: Didymella exigua CBS 183.55
Lineage: Eukaryota; Fungi; Ascomycota; Dothideomycetes; Pleosporales; Didymellaceae
Exons: 1
Coding region: 422-1258 (278 amino acids)
Source: RefSeq, a predicted model, not a curated record